AGGCUGACACCACAGCGCCGGCGUCUAUGCAUUCACUGCCAGCGCCCUCCAAACAGCACCACUGAGGACACACACACACACACACACUCUUACUGACACGGACUCACCCUCUCACCACCCUCACUCUCGAGCAUGGGGAGGAUAGUGCGCUAACAUCAGGAAGAGGGGACGCGUGUACCCGAGGAGCGAGGAGUUGGUGCUUGUGAUCACUUUUCGGAGGAGUCGUUGGAUGAAAAGAGGCUGCAGCGGAACCAGCCCAACGCGUCUGUAUAAAGUCUCUCCGUCACGCUGGGAUCUACGGAGGCAAGCGGAGGCACCAUGAAGCUGGUGAACAGGGGAGGAGGAGGAGGAGGAGGAGGAGGAGGGGGAGGCGGUGGGGGAGGUGGAGGAGGUGGGGAGAAGACUGCCUUUUCCUUUAAGAAGUGCUCUGCUUUCCAGUUUGUCAAGAGAAAGGUACGGAGAUGGAUGCGUAACCCGAAAGUGAGCGUUGAGAAGGCCCAAGGGACGGGGCUCUACUCCUGUCCGAAGGGCCCGCUGGCCGAGGACCUGUGGCACACACACUUCCCCUCGCCCUACGGCUGCUGUCACUACGGCGGCCUGCAGGCCGGGCAGUGCUACCACCAGGCGCCGAGCCCACCACGCCCGGCCAGUGGGCCAACCGGUGGCCAUGACACCAGUACGGUCUGCAAGGUCAGGAAGUGGAAGAUGCUGGCGCGCCAUCACGGCGACGGGACGGGCAAGCAGAAGGAAGCCGAGUGCGAUGUCCACCUGGGGGGUUGUCAGUACUGGGGGGUCCACGCCUCGCCCCCCACGGCCAGCCCCGUCAUGCUGGAGUGCUCCGUGUGCAGCGGGCCCUACAUCAGCUACGCCCUGGAGGAUACCUGGCAGCCACGGCAACGCACGCAGGCGAUGGACCUGUACUACCACAACGAGUCGGACCCAGACACCUACCGUUGCCCUGGCGACAGCACUUUUAUGAAACAGAGGAGGAUGGGUCUGAACGACUUCAUUCAGCGGCUUGCCACAAACUCCUACGCCUGCAAGCAUCCCGAAGUUCAGUCCAUUCUGAACUUAAGUCCUCCUCAGGAUGCUGAGCUCAUGAACACAAAUCCCUCUCCUCCUCCCAGUCCUUCCCAACAGAUCAACCUCGGUCCAUCUUCCAACCCUUCAGCCAAACCCAACGACUUCCACUUCCUGAAGGUGAUCGGCAAGGGGAGCUUCGGCAAGGUCCUGCUGGCACGCCACCGCGCAGAUGACCAGUUUUACGCAGUCAAAGUCCUGCAGAAGAAGGCGAUUCUCAAGAAGAAAGAGGAAAAACACAUCAUGUCAGAGAGGAAUGUGCUGCUGAAGAAUGUCAAGCACCCGUUCCUGGUGGGCCUGCACUACUCUUUCCAGACAGCGGACAAACUCUACUUCGUCCUGGACUACAUCAACGGAGGAGAGUUGUUCUACCACCUACAGAGAGAGCGCUGCUUCCUCGAGCCCAGAGCCAGGUUCUACUCGGCGGAGAUCGCCAGCGCACUGGGCUACCUGCACUCGCUCAACAUCGUCUACAGGGACCUGAAGCCGGAGAACAUCCUGCUGGACUCCCAGGGACACAUCAUCCUCACAGAUUUUGGCCUCUGCAAGGAGAACAUUGAACCCAACGGCACCACGUCGACCUUCUGCGGCACUCCAGAGUAUUUGGCUCCCGAGGUUCUGCACAAGCAGCCGUACGACAGGACGGUGGACUGGUGGUGUUUAGGGGCUGUUCUCUAUGAGAUGCUCUACGGCCUGCCUCCGUUCUACAGCCGCAACACAGCAGAGAUGUACGACAACAUCCUGAACAAGCCGCUGCAGCUGAAACCCAACAUUUCUAACGCGGCCAGACACCUGCUGGAGGGCCUGCUUCAGAAGGACCGAACCAAGAGGCUGGGCUGCGCGGAUGACUUUAUUGAAAUUAAGAGCCACGUCUUCUUCUCCCCCAUCAACUGGGAUGACCUCAAUGCAAAGAAGAUCACCCCUCCCUUCAACCCCAACGUGACGGGACCUAACGACCUCCGGCACUUUGAUCCAGAGUUCACAGACGAGCCGGUGCCCAGCUCCAUCGGCUGUUCCCCAGACAGCGCGCUCGUCACCGCCAGCAUCAAAGAGGCUGGCGAGGCCUUUGUGGGCUUCUCGUACGCCCCGUCUAUGGAUUCCUACCUAUAGGACACCCAAAAGUACAGACCCUCCAUGGACACCCAUUCAGACUCACAGGACAUGGAAUGUGGUGUUUCCCUGCACUUGCAUCUUGACCCCACCUUACAUUUACCAUUCGGGGUGAAAGAUACUUCUGAACCAACCCCUGCAACCACACCGCGUCUGCAGGGAGCUGAAACCUGUGCACUUGCCAUGAUUUAUCCAACUCCCGAAAGAGGACUUUCUGCAAGAAAAACGCCUGCUUUCUUCAGAGGACAGGUUAAAUCCUCUGUUUUCCCCCCGAUCGAGCAACGCACAAUUUCUUGAACAGAGACAGACUGCAGCCUUUAAUUCCCCCUCUCUUACCUGAUCGCGGAGGUCUUUUGCACACAGCUCAGGCAGCUCAGACGCCCCCCCCAACCCGGAACCAACAAGCACACGCACCAACUUCCACCUGCACCUGAUUUCCAUCCUCAUCUAUGUAGGGAGACUUCUGAGAGUAUCCAAGCACCCACAGGGGACCUUGCUUUUGACUUUUAAAAAGCAGAGAUGACAUUUAUUUGGUGCUUUUGGUUUUCUUCUCAUUUACUUUCUGUGGUUGAAAGGGGAGGUAUUUGAAGCUGAAUGUUACAAAGGAGAUCUUUUAUUUAUUCUCUCAAAUGUGCCUUUUUAUUUUAUUUUUUCUUCUCUCCAUCCUCUUUGUCCGCAUCAACCUUAAAGUUAACACGUUUUUUUUUUGUUUUUCAUCGUUUUACGCCCCGACUUCGGGCCAGGAGAGCAUUUGUUUUGAACAAGACAGGAACGGUGUGUAGCACCGAACAGACACACCUGUUGCAGCGAUAGCGUGAGACGUAGAGAACUUAAACGGCGUUCCGAAUCUUCAUUUGCACAUGAAACUAUAAUGGUGAUAGUGAGAGAGAGAGAGAGAGAGAGAGAGAGCACUGCUGCUAGGUGACAAAUAGCGUGAUGUGUUCAGGAGUGUUUGUGUAGAUUCUGCAUACCAACUGUGUCCCCCACCCCCCCCCCCCUCAUGCAGUCUACCAUUCAGCUCGCAACAAAUCGACAUCGUAACUGAACAUUCCAUUUUAAUAUUGCUGUAAUGCGUUUGGUGGUAUUUAAGUAUGUUGUACUAGUUUUAAUGUAUAUUAUUGAACAAAAAAUGACUUACUGUGUGCUUGAAUAUAUAUGUAACAACAACUUAAAUGUACUGUAAAUUGUAAAAUUGUUAAGAUUCAUGUGGCCAUGUCUGGUUUGCAAUAAAAGUUUAACUUUAU
Molecule: messenger RNA, 3434 nt
Organism: Pungitius pungitius (ninespine stickleback)
Lineage: Eukaryota; Metazoa; Chordata; Actinopteri; Perciformes; Gasterosteidae
Gene: sgk1
Product: serum/glucocorticoid regulated kinase 1
Exons: 14
Coding region: 319-2190 (623 amino acids)
Biological process (GO): protein phosphorylation
Cellular component (GO): cytoplasm; nucleus
Molecular function (GO): protein serine/threonine kinase activity; ATP binding
Source: RefSeq, a predicted model, not a curated record